Drosophila obscura is the source of this 675-nucleotide messenger RNA. RefSeq lists its product as uncharacterized. Lineage: Eukaryota; Metazoa; Arthropoda; Insecta; Diptera; Drosophilidae. Gene Ontology annotation, molecular function: nucleic acid binding; zinc ion binding. The coding region runs from base 1 to 675 and encodes 224 amino acids. The transcript has 3 exons. The record is from RefSeq and is a predicted model, not a curated record.
AUGAGGGACGCUGUAGCCCGCAAGGGACCAGCGGCAAUCCCCAAGGAGCGAGCGGAGGGCUGGGUAACGGUCGCAGCUAGGCACAUCCUUAGGAAGGUCAAGAAUGAGCCAAGCCUUAAGACUCUAGGGCAAACAGUGCAAGGGGUGCGACGCACCGCAAAGGCAGAGCUCCUACUAGUACUGGAGAAAGCGGCAGACCCGAAAACCCAGGUAAUGCAGGCAGCGUUUCAAGAGGCGCUCGGAAGCACGGCCGAAGUCAGAAGCCUUACUGAAACGGCUAUCAUUGAGGUAAAGGACAUAGACGAGGUGUCCACUCAAGAAGAAGUGCUGGCGGAGCUUAAGGAGCAGGCAGGGGUAGCCAUAAAUGAGGCUGCGGUCAUUGCCUUUCGACCAGCCUACAGGAGAACCCAGACCCUGACGCUGAAAGUCUCGCCGGCAGUAGCAGCGACGCCUUUAGGAAAAGGAAGAAUCCGUUUGGGAUGGGGUUAUUGCCGGAUACGGCCCAAAACCACGCCCAGAAGAUGCUUUAAGUGCAUGGAGUUUGGGCACAUCGCGACGAACUGCAAAAGUGCCCAAGACUACACAAAGUCGGCAGCGGGCGAAGGACACGAAGCACCAAACGACGAGUUCGAGGUGCCCGCAGUACCAAAAGGCGAUCCAGCAGAUGAGGGAUAG